AUGCAGCCCAGCAUGGACGCCUUCGAGCACUACUUCCAAGCGGCUGAUGCGGACAGGGACGGCCGGAUCAGCGGUGCCGAAGCCGUCGCCUUCUUCCAGGGAUGCGGCCUCCCCCAGAUGACCCUUGCCAAGGCACGUAACUGCUGCUGUUAUGCCUUCUCGCCCCCAUAUGAUCAUCGCCAAGGAAUAGACGCAGCCUCCCCAAGACAAGAUGACCCUUGCCAAGGCGCGUAUGUGCUUCUUCCGUUCCUUCUCUCGUUGUUCCUUCUCCCGUUGUUCCUUCUCUCGUUGUUCCUUCUCUCGUUGUUCCUUCUCCCGUUGUUCCUUCUCCCGUUGUUCCUUCUCUCGUUGUUCCUUCUCUCGUUGUUCCUUCUCCCGUUGUUCCUUCUCCCGUUGUUCCUUCUCUCGUUGUUCCUUCUCUCGUUGUUCCUUCUCCCGUUGUUCCUUCUCCCGUUGUUCCUUCUCUCGUUGUUCCUUCUCUCGUUGUUCCUUCUCUCGUUGUUCCUUCUCCCGUUGUUCCUUCUCCCGUUGUUCCUUCUCUCGUUGUUCCUUCUCUCGUUGUUCCUUCUCCCGUUGUUCCUUCUCCCGUUGUUCCUUCUCUCGUUGUUCCUUCUCUCGUUGUUCCUUCUCCCGUUGUUCCUUCUCCCGUUGUUCCUUCUCCCGUUGUUCCUUCUCCCCACAGGAACUGCAAGGAUGCAGCAACUCCUGCAUCCUUCUCCUGGAAAAUCUAUCAACCAAUCUACUGCGGCAUCCUUCUCCUUCUUCCCACUCUACUUUCACCCUGCUGUACCAAUCGUCGCGCAGGGGGCGUAUGGAAGGGGAAUGCCAGUUCAAGGUGCGCCGACGGCACAGGGGAUGCCUGGGAUGGGCGGCAUGGGUUCCAUGGGGGGUAUGGGGGGGAUGGGAGGCAUGGGAGGCAUGGGACCGGGCCCAGGAGGGCCACCGGGAGGAAUGAUGGGGGGAAUGGGACCUCGACCAGGGAUGCAACAGCAGCAGUAUCCGCAGCAGUAUCCGCAGCAGUAUCCGCAGCAGCAGCAGCAGCAGCAGUACCAGCAGCAGCAGCAACAGUAUGGGCAGAGUAUGCAGGGUACCAUGCAGGGGUCGAUGCAGGGCAGUGCACAAGGCAAAUUGCAGCCCGGGCCUCUUGGACCUUCGUACGGACGCGGUCAGCCUGCUGGUGCUCCCAUGCCAGGUCAGCCUGGUCCCAUGCCAGGCCAGCCUGGCCAAAUGCCAGGUCAGCCUGGGCCGAUGCCAGGUCAGCCUGGCCAAAUGUCAGGUCAGCCUGGGCCGAUGCCAGGUCAGCCUGCAUCCGCGCCUUCGUGGCAGCCUGCUUCUGCGAAGCCUGCAGCAGAGAAGGACCCGUUUGCAGAUUUUGGAGUGCUUGGAGGUAAGAAGAGUGCCGCCCAGACCCAGGGUGGCGCCAAGGGGGCUGCUGCCGCCCAAAGUGUUGCCACAGAGGCACAGCGGUAUGCACAAGUGUUUGUGGGCGUGGAUGCGGACAGGGAUGGCAAGAUCACCGGCAAGGAGGCGAGGAAAGUGCUCAUGGCGUCUCAGGUGCCCAUCGACGUGCUGAAGCAGGUGUGGGAUCUCUCAGAUGAGGACAAGGACGGCAACUUGACUCUCCGCGAGUUCUGCACUGCCUCCUACCUCAUCGAGCGCUACAAGUCGGGACGAAAGCUGCCGCCCACGCUGCCACGGGGCUUCCACGUGGACGAACCGGUGCAAGACCAACGCACGGCCAUCGCUGCGAAACGAUUGGCUGAGGCGCAGGCGGCGCUGACUCAGCACUCACAGGGUGUUAACGUGCCAACGUGGCAGCGCGAUCCAGGUGUCCUGAUUUCUCCAACAAAAGGCGGACCCAGAAAGGACACAAUGGAUCAGAAGAAAAAGGCUGCAUUCUUUCGUGACAAGAUGCAAGAGAUUGUCAUGUUCAAGAGUCGCUGUGAUCUCCGCCUUGCGGACGUAUCUGAACAGGCUGACGUGGAGAAAAAGGAGAUGGAGGAACUGGCCCGAAAGUAUGACGACAAGUACAAGGCAGCUCAGCUGUCUGCUGGGAAGCUUGCAGCAGAGGAGCGAGCGCUGCAGCAGAUGCAGGAGAAGGCUCACGUAAUCAUGAACGCAACGUCAAGGCUGGACCGAGGAAGCGACCCCAACCAGCUACUGCAGGACAAGGCGGACCGACUGGCUCUAGAGGUGGAGGAGAUGCGCAAGGCAGUGUUUGCUCACGCUACUGCCAUAGGGCUGAAAGUUCGGCCCCUUGUGGGCUCCGAAACUCCCUUCGGCUGGCAGGCGAAUCUUCAGGAGAAAGCAACAGACUGGGACGACGGGUGGGACGAUGUUCAGUUUGAAGGCCUGGUGGUGGUGCGGGAUAUUGGUGACACUCCCCUAGCUGAGAACGAAGACCCGUUUCCCAGGCCGAAAUCCAAGGAGCAGGAGAAGGGUGAGGCUGGGGCAUCAGCAGCGGCUGAAAAUGGCAAGGGAGAAGGGGAGGAGGGUGGGGGUGAGGGAGAGGUGGACGAUGGGAAAGGGGGAGAGGGGAUGGCAGCAGAAGGGGUCGAUGGUGCUGCGGAUACUGGAGGGGAAGGCCCAGGAGGCGCCAAGGAGAAGGAGGAGAAGGAGAAGGAGAAGCAGGAGAAGGAGGAGGAGAAGAAGAGGAAGAAGAAAGAGAGGAGGAUGGGUGCCGCCCCUUCCGGCCCAUCUGACUUUUUCUCUCCCGAGGAGGACGAGGAUGCAGAUUCAAACGAGGCGAUGAUUGGCGUGCAGGGGCACGGGGAAGGGGAGGAGGACGAGGAGGAAGAGGAGGAGGAGGUGGAGGAAAUUGAAAUGGACUCGACGCCAGUGCUGCAGAUAACAGCAGGAGGAGAGGGAGAGGGAGGGGGACGGGGGAGCAAAGAGGGGAUGAUGGAAGGGAUGGUUGCAGGAGGGGCAGGAGGGGCAGGAGGGGCAGGAGGGGAGAGAAAGCAGGGAGAACCAGCAGAAGCAGGAGCUGGAGGAAAGGAAGAAGAGAGAGAGGAGCAGGAGAUCGAUGGGGAGACUUCGACGUCAGCAGUGCAAGAGGAGAGUGCAGCAUCGGCUUCACCUGAGACCAAAUCCGGGUCCUUCGCGUUUGAUUUCUCAGCGGAACCCGAGGAGGACCUGUUCAGCUCAGGUGCAGCAGCAGCAGACCCUUCAGAAUCCGCGUCUCCCUUCCCCACCUCGUUUAGCACUGAAGGCAGACGGAGAAGCGGAACAGACGAGGCUCAAUCGCCCCUUACGCACGCCGCUGCUGUGAGUCAGGAAGACAGCCCCAUUCACUCCCAGCAGCAGCAGGCAGGCAAUGCAGAUACGUUUGAUUCGUCGCCAUUUCACGCCAAGUCAAUUGACGCCACACCAUUUGACGCCUCUCAGUUUGACCAGGGUUUCAAUCCGGACGCUAGUUUCGGUCGCGAUUCAAGCUUUGGCCGAGACCCGAGUUUUUCCAGGGAUUCGAGUUUCAAGGGGUACGGGGGGAGCAUGUUUGAUUCUGCGACUGGUGCAGCAAGCUUCAAGGGUGGUUUUGAUGCGAGUGCGUUUGACUCUGCCACUGGUGCUGCGAGUUUCAAGGGCGGGUUUGAUGCGAGUGCGUUCGACCAGCAUUACGGCGGGGUGGGGGCGUUUGAUCAACACUAUGGUGCCGGCGGUGCUGCUCUUGACACCUCCUCCUCCUUCCUCUCAUCUGUGGAUUCCCCGUCCGGCCCACACUCCCGGUCUGGAGAGUUUCAUCCCGGUCAGUUCCAAUCCUUUGCCAGCGGAUUCGACGACCAUUUCGACUCCAACCCUUACGGUGCAAGUGCGGGGGCGGUGGGAGGAGGCGGAGGCGGAAGAGGAAGGGGAGAGGAAGAGGAGGAGGUGCAUAGCAGUGAGGAGGAGGACAGUGGAGGGGAUCCCUUCGCCAGUCUCCGCAGCGGUGGGGGCGUUGGUGGUGGUAACCAGCAUGUUACCGCGUCGCAUUUCGACGCGUACAACUAUGACAAGGCAUCGGAAGAGGCGGAAACGCCGGGGGCUGCGAGGCAGGGGGGCGUGCAGCCGGGUAGUGCGAGCGCAUUUGACUCAAUGACAGCCGCUCGACGGAUUCUGAUAGCUCGAGGGAUCCCGUUAGUUGAGCGGUUUCUGUUUCUGGCUUGCGCGAUUGCCCUUCUGCACGCUGGGAAUGCAGCAGCCGAGCGCAUUCACCAUGGCGAUGCUGCCCUUUCUCGAGCCAUCAUUGAUGGUUUCCUUGAUGACCCCACACUCAUCGAUUUCAGUUUUCCCGACCAAAUAUGUGGCACAUGGCACCACAACUACACGCGCAUCCACCAACAAAUUCGGGCAGCCAGCAAAAAUCCCUCCGCCGCCCCACCGCCCGACACGCCGCCCGUGGAAUUUCUCACCUUCGACGGCCUCAGCCACUGCGACAGCCUCGGGGAGACCCUCAUGGGGCUGACGUCAGCAUUCACUGUAGCUCUGCUCACUAACAGGGCCUUCGUUAUAAAGCACCCGUGCAUCCCCAUGGCGUUUGAACCGGCCCUGAUUGACUGGGAGCCAACAGAAGACGUGGGAUUCGAGCCGGUCAGAAACGAAACUUUCCCAUUGGACCCUCCGAACAGGGCAGUCAAUCCUCCAAUAGGAGCAAACGACAUAGUGGAGAUCAAUCUGGAGUCAAAUCCCACGGCGCACCCAGAAAAGGUGUUUCCGCAGGUGGAAGCUGCGAGGAACCUGCGUGUGGUGUGGAAUAAGGACCUGCUGGUGCAUAUGCUGAAGGGGGCGAAUGGGUCGGCUUGGGGGGAGAGGCUCAUGGGUAUGGGUAUCAGGAUCCCAUACGCUUUCGGCUGCUUUGUGCGAUACCUGCUGAGACCCAAGCCGGAGGUGUGGCACAGGAUGCAGCCGUUUGAGAAGCAGCUGAGGGGCGACAAGGUGGUGAGCAUCGGUGUGCACGUGCGGCAUUUUGGCCGCGGGUUCCUCCCACCCAACACAACCAUCAGCUCGGACGACUUGCGGAGAGCCUUUAACGACAUUGUGAUGCCUGCCAUCAAGUGCGCAAAGGAUGUGGAAAACUGGUGGUACCCACCAUUCCUCAAUGUGAAGUGGCUCGUAAUAAGCGACUCACUGCAACUCAAAAAGAAGGCCAUCGAAGUGAACGAAACCAAGUCCCGCCACCCCAGAGGGCCCCCCUCUCCCUCCCAUCCCCACUGUUCAAGAAUUCCAAGAGACAGUCACCGAGUGGCUUCUGCUCUCCUCGUGCAACUCCUUUAUUGUUUCUACGUCUGCCUUUGGCCGUACAGCCGCCAUGUACUCAAUGCAUCCUAUGAGCAUGCACAUGCCGCGUUCGUGUGA
Molecule: messenger RNA, 5331 nt
Organism: Closterium sp. Yama58-4
Lineage: Eukaryota; Viridiplantae; Streptophyta; Zygnematophyceae; Desmidiales; Closteriaceae
Source: the annotation of a GenBank genome assembly